Williopsis jadinii is the source of this 1407-nucleotide messenger RNA. It is a transcript of the gene SET5, whose product is annotated as S-adenosylmethionine-dependent methyltransferase. Lineage: Eukaryota; Fungi; Ascomycota; Saccharomycetes; Phaffomycetales; Wickerhamomycetaceae. The record is from RefSeq and is a predicted model, not a curated record. Bases 1 to 1407 code for a protein of 468 amino acids. Gene Ontology annotation, molecular function: protein binding. The transcript has a single exon.
AUGCCGAAUACUCACAUUGAGAUCAUCAACAUCAACGACUGUAAGAUCUCCACCGAGGACCAAGUGAUUCCUCAUGAGCGGAGGAUCGUCGAAGGUGUGAUUCAACUGUGGAAGGAAGAUCCAAUCACAGAGUCACUGGGCAUUGGGAAAUUACACGCGUUGGUUAAAAAAAGGAAUCCAAAUUGGUCAUUGAGCGAGAAGAGACUGAAGACAGUGCUGAAGUCCUAUAACCUGUUGAACAGUGCGGAACAAUUUGCCUAUGCCUCUGAAAUCACCUCCAAGGACACUCCAAACUUGGUUAUGCCAAAGAACAUCAGGUACCAGUUUACAAAGAACAGAGGUAAAGGUCUCUACGCCACAAAGCCCUUUAAGGAAGGUGAUCUGCUCUGGGAAGAGGAAUCGCCGCUGUUCUUCAUCCCGCCAUUGGAUCAUAUGAACCUGAUUAAAUCUUCAAAUGCGUGUACUUAUUGUGCGACUCUCCUCAAGACUGCCUCCCAAUUGAAGAAGGGACUCGAUUGUAACGUCUGCUCCGAUGUUUGGUGUUCUAUACGUUGUAAGAAGAAAGACACACUUCAUGGAACAUUGAAGCACAACGUUUACCAAGAGGGAAAGAAAUCCAAGAAACGCAUCGUCUCUGCUGCCUGGUUAAGGUAUGAGAAGUACUGCUAUGAGAAUAAAUGGAACGCUGCACAUGCUGUGGCUCUGAUCUACGCUUACUGCCUUACCGAUAAGACAGGGGUUCUAUUGCAACAGUUUGAUGCAUUUGCAAAAGUCCGUCAAGAUAUAAGGUACAAGGCAAUAGACUCGUCUGGAAUCGGUGGCUCCUUUGAUACAAACUCUGGUGGUGCUCUAUUCGUGAAGGAGCAACAGGAGGCACUCUGGAGGGAGGCUUACGCUAAGUUCAACGAAAUCUUCCCACUCGAUGAAAUCACAUAUGAACAGUACAUGGAGUUCUUGGGAAGCUACAACAUCAACAAUGUUGACGGUUCUAUGUUUUUGAUACAAGCUCAUCUGAACCAUAACUGUGAUCCAAACGUUAGGGUCCUAUUCGGAGAACACAAGGCUGAUGGUAUCAAGGUGUACGCUAAGAGAGACAUCAAGGCCAACGAGGAACUUACAACGUCCUAUGUCAACCCUGCACACGACGUGAACCAGAGGCUUAGAGAGCUGCGUGUCAAUUGGGGGUUCAAGUGCAACUGUAACAAAUGUAAAGAGGAUAAGAAGGCCUUGGAGAAGAGGAAAUCCUCAGAGUCGAAAGAUGCUUCUCAUAAAAAAGCAGUCAAGGAGAUGCUCGAUUCAGCAAAGGACGAGGAAUUUGAUCUACCGUUACCAAAUGGUGAUGGUGAAAGAACCAGAAGAAAGUCAGUCAGAUUCGAAGAAACUGUGAUUGCAGUAGCAGAGGAUUAA